CUUUAGUUCUCUCCUUAUUUAACAUAUUUCUCCCUUCAUUUUCCCACAGAAUCCUUUCCUUUCAUUUGCUCUUCAUAUUUUUCUCUUCAACUACACUCUCAAAUAUCAAAUUUCUUUCUCUCUUCGAUCCACUUCUCCUCUGCUUAUCUCUCUUAUCCACUUCUUCCAUUUUAACUCUUCAGACGCCGCAGAAGAAAUCUUAGUUCCUUCUGUUGCUUUUCUUUCAAGCAAUCUAAGUCUCUGUUUGAACGUAGACGCCGGCGGAGACGUUUAGAGGUUUUGAUCGUAUUGUAUCUGCUCGAUUUGCACAGGUAGUAGAGUCGAAACGUGGGCGUUUUUGGAUCUUUUGUUACUGAGAAAGAGGGAGAGUAAGUGUUUGGCAGAGAGCUAGCCUGCGGGUGAUUUUUCUUCUUGUGGAAAAAUGCCUCACAGAACGACUUACUUCUUCCCUAGGCAAUUUCCAGAUCGGUCUGGAUUAGAUUCUUCGUCGAAGCAGCUGUUGGAUCAGGAGAAGAAGAAGUUGAGCAAAGAUACUUUUGAUGUCGAAAAUGACCACGAAAAUGACUCUUAUACAGUUGGCAAGAUCACAUCGUCAACUCCAACUACGACUUCAAUUACACCUACUCCUGUAUCCGAUCUUUUCACGAGCAGUGAUGACGAGAAGUACCAUCAAAAGAAGAAUCAGUUGGGCGAUAAUGAUAAGUUUCAAAAGAAGAAGAAGCAACUUGCCGCCUUCUAUGAUUGGCUCGCCGAGAAAAAGGCUGACAGAUUGGCUUCUCAUGUCAAGUUGCAUAGAUUAUCGUCUGAUGACGAGGAUCGCCCACUCUUGAUUGCUCCGGAACCUCCAGCUCCCGAGCCGGAGGUGAUUUCGGAGAUUAUUGAGGAGAGGGAUGUUGACCGCAACUUUGACCGACAGGUGUCCUUGCCGAGACUGUCGAGUGGGAGUAGCUAUGCGUGUAGCUUGUUCUCGGGGACUACAUUGGACGGGAACUUUUUGAGCGAUGUCAAGGACUCUGUGACGACGAUCACAUCCACCACGAGGCAUGAUGUGGUGCAGGAGGAGGAGGUGGUGGUGAAGGUGGAAGUGGAGGAGGAAGAGAAGAAUGAUGAGAAGGUGGCACAGAGGACGAGAGAAAUUUACCAUUUGCAGCUUGCUUUAGCUAAGAGGCUUAGCUUCCAAUCUGGCCUUGCUAGUGAGUUUCUGCUUUUACAGGAGGGCGGGCCUGACUCCUUCGAUGCAGAAAGUGUAUCUUAUCGCCUUUGGGUUAGUGGAUGCCUAUCGUACAGUGACAGAAUAUCAGAUGGAUUCUAUAACAUUCUUGGUAUGAAUCCGUAUCUUUGGGUCAUGUGCAACGAUGCAGAGGAAGGAAGACGGCUGCCGCCUUUGAUGUCCCUUAGAGAAAUUGAUCCCAGUGAGACAUCAAUGGAGGUGGUUCUCGUCGAUGGGCGUGGCGACUCACGCCUUAAGGAGUUAGAGGAUAAAGCUCAAGAAAUCUAUUGUGCCUCGGAAAAUACGUUGGUGUUAGUAGAGAAACUGGGAAAACUGGUCGCUAUUUGCAUGGGGGGAACUUUCCCGGCGGAGCAAGGUGAGCUUCACAAACGCUGGAAAAUUGUUAGCAGGAGAUUGAGGGACUUCCAUAAAUGUAUUGUUCUUCCCAUUGGCAGCCUGUCCAUGGGACUUUGCAGGCAUCGUGCAAUUCUAUUCAAGAAAUUGGCAGAUUACAUAGGUUUGCCAUGUCGGAUAGCUCGAGGCUGCAAGUAUUGUGUAGCAGAUCACAGGUCUUCUUGCCUUGUCAAAAUUGAGGACGACAGACAAUUGUCAAGCAGGGAAUAUGUGGUUGAUUUAGUUGGGCAGCCAGGAAAUGUUCAUGGUCCAGAUUCCACCAUCAAUGGAGGGUUUAUAUCUUCAAUCCCAUCACCAUUUCAAAUUUCUCGUCUGAAAGAGUUUCAACAUGCUUACAUGGAUAACACAUCUUGUCAGAAUCCAGGUUCAAAGCAUUCACAUGCUUUGACAGAAAAUCCUCUAUCUUCAGCUCUUGCAGGCAGGGAAGGAGGGGGCCAACAAACAAGGGGGAAUGUCAAGUUUUCCUCCUAUGUUCCAGUCAAUCAAUCCCCUCUUAAAAAUGAGUCGUCUCUGGUUCCUCUGGAUUUAACAAGGAAUUUGGAACCUCUUGAUGUCAGAGGGCAAUCUGUGCUAGAAUUUUCUAACCUAGAACUUCAAGCAGAUGAAGUUGUAAUACAACAAACUUACAAAAAACAGAUUGUGGUGCCUGGAAAUCCAAUUAUUGACAAUGUUGGCAAGCAAACUGAAGUGAACUUUUCCAGUCAGUCGGAUGUGAUGGAGGUGGAUAGUAGGCUUCACAAGAAAGGAAGAUUACCUGCUGCAACUGUCCCAAGAUAUUUGAAUCUUGAACCUUCACUUGCAAUGGACUGGCUUGAGAUCUCAUGGGAAGAAUUACAUAUCAAGGAACGUGUUGGUGCUGGUUCCUUUGGGACGGUGCAUCGUGCUGAAUGGCAUGGUUCGGAUGUUGCAGUCAAGGUUUUAACUGUUCAAGAUUUUCACGAUGAUCAGUUGAGGGAGUUUUUAAGAGAGGUUGCUAUAAUGAAACGUGUCCGUCAUCCAAAUGUGGUUCUCUUCAUGGGUGCGGUUACAAAGCGUCCUCAUCUAUCAAUUGUGACAGAGUACCUGCCUCGGGGUAGUCUAUAUCGCUUAAUACACAGGCCUGCUGCAGGGGAAAUACUGGAUCAGAGACGGCGGUUACGAAUGGCACUGGAUGUGGCAAAGGGCAUCAAUUAUCUUCACUGUCUGAACCCUCCUAUUGUUCACUGGGAUCUUAAGUCUCCAAAUUUGCUAGUUGAUAAAAAUUGGACAGUAAAGGUGUGUGACUUUGGGUUGUCUAGAUUUAAAGCAAACACGUUCAUUUCAUCAAAAUCAGUAGCUGGAACUCCUGAGUGGAUGGCCCCAGAAUUCCUUCGUGGGGAGCCCUCAAAUGAGAAAUCUGAUGUAUAUAGUUUUGGUGUUAUCUUAUGGGAGUUGGUCACCAUGCAACAGCCUUGGAAUGGACUUGGUCCUGCACAGGUGGUUGGAGCUGUAGCUUUCCAAAAUAGAAGGCUUGCCAUACCUCCGACUACUUCCCCCGUGUUGGUUGCUCUUAUGGAAUCUUGCUGGGCCGAUGAUCCAGCUCAACGCCCAUCCUUUGGCAAUAUAGUCGAUACAUUGAAGAAGUUGCUGAAGUCUCCACUGAAGUUGAUACAGAUGGGGGGGAGAAUAGAGAGUAGUUCCUGAAAAGCCACUUACAAGUGUUGAGUGGAGUAGAGUAUACUGGGAGCCCUUGGAACAAGAUUCCAGAUAUGGUAGCCUACAACUAGUAAUGGUAAGCCUCUAUGGUUAUGUAACCACUAACAGACAAACCUUUUUGAAUCCUGGCAACUGUAGAUUUGUUACUCAUCUAACUGAUUGGAAGACAACUGAGAACUCAUGGAAGUGGAACCUGCAGUUUAGAAAGUGCAGGGGGUUGUUCCUUCUGUAUUUGUAUAGGUAUGAGUAGCGCCUCUCGUAAGUUAAAAUUUGUGGAUUGCGGAUCCGGGUUGUCAUAGAACAUCAUGUAUUUUGUAACUAAAACUGCAAUUCUGGGCUGUAUUGAGGUCUCCUCGCCUGUUCAUACAGUUGCAGGAUUAUGUAAUAAUACGAAACCAAAUUCCUUGCGGUA
This is a messenger RNA of Manihot esculenta (cassava), 3710 nucleotides long. RefSeq names its product serine/threonine-protein kinase CTR1. Gene Ontology annotation, biological process: protein phosphorylation. NCBI's taxonomy places the organism in Eukaryota, Viridiplantae, Streptophyta, Magnoliopsida, Malpighiales, Euphorbiaceae. The record is from RefSeq and is a predicted model, not a curated record. The transcript has 15 exons. Bases 422 to 3286 code for a protein of 954 amino acids. Gene Ontology annotation, molecular function: ATP binding; protein kinase activity.